AUGUCACCAUUACUGUUUAGCUAUGAAACAUUGGUGCAUGCAGUGGCAGGUGCAACGGGAAGCGUUGUGGGCAUGGCUGCGUUCUACCCUUUGGACACAUUGCGUUCCAGACAACAAAUUGAAGAUUCCACUAAGCUGCGAGGAUCUACUUGGGAACUUCUGGUUCUGAUUGCAAAAGAAGAAGGUUUAGAAUCUCUGUAUUGUGGAUUGUAUCCAGUUUUACAAUCACUCUCCGUUUCCAACUUUGUUUACUUUUACACCUUUCAUGCUUUGAAGAGAUCUUCUGUUGGUUCAACAGCAAUAAAAGACUUACUGUUUGGUAUAAUAGCAGGUAGUUUAAAUGUCUUGCUUACUUCACCUUUAUGGGUUGUCAACACCCGAAUAAAGUUGGGUAAGAACAAUUAUAAAAGUCUCUCAGGUGGUCUUAUUGAGUUAUUUAAAAAAGAAGGGCUGAGAGGUUUAUGGUCAGGUACUGUGCCAUCCUUACUUUUGGUUUCAAAUCCUGCAAUUCAAUUUAUGGUGUAUGAAUCUCUAAAACGAAACUUUAUAGCAAUGAAUCGUUUCAAUACCUAUAGUGCAUUUAUUAUUGGUGCCAUAGCAAAGGCUAUUGCCACCACACUGACUUAUCCUCUUCAACUUAUCCAGUCUAGGUUAAGAGCUGGCACUAGUUUAAAACCUCUGUAUAAAGAUAUCAAGUCUAAUCCAAAAAUCAUAUUCAGGGGGCUGGAAGCAAAAAUUAUGCAAACAGUUAUGACUGCUGCUUUAAUGUUUCUUAUUUAUGAAAAAGUUGUAAGAUUAGUGUUAACUAUUAUGAGAGUUAAGGUUAACAAACAUUAA
This is a messenger RNA of Pieris macdunnoughi, 837 nucleotides long. The record is from the annotation of a GenBank genome assembly. NCBI's taxonomy places the organism in Eukaryota, Metazoa, Arthropoda, Insecta, Lepidoptera, Pieridae.